UCCGAGAGCAGCCACCAGGCGAGGAGGAGCCACCCGCAGCUGAGAUUUAUUUUAUGGCUUCCUUUUCCUUCGAUUGCCCAAUUGCCUUGGGAGCCCCGUGCAAACAUCCGGGGCUCAGAGUCCGGGCAAACUUCUUACGCAGCCUCCGCUAAUACUUUGGAGUGAGGGAGAGCGCGCGCUGUUUGUAUGGCUCCGAGCAGAAACCCCGGCAGAGGCGCGGGCAGUGCUUGGCCUGGGCUGGGGCCGCAGCGCUCCUUCUGCUCUUUCUCCAAUAGACAGACCUGGAAGUCCUUCCAGUCCUCCUUUUUGUUAUUUCGCAAAGUCCCCAGUGCUUGUGGCCGGCUCCUCCCAGCUGCGGGCUUGUUUCCAGUUCUGCUUUGGGCAUUGCGUAGAACGCAGCUGGAAAGAGCUUCCGACAAGCCGUUCUUCUGGGAUGUCCAACAGAAAUCCACAAAUGUGGUCUACCAAGCUCACCACGUGAGUAGGAAUAAGAGAGGCCAGGUCGUUGGGACGAGGGGAGGAUUCCGAGGCUGUACAGUGUGGUUAACUGGUCUCUCUGGUGCUGGAAAAACCACCAUCAGCUUCGCUCUGGAAGAGUACCUGGUGUCCCACGCCAUCCCCUGCUACUCCCUGGAUGGGGACAAUGUGCGCCACGGCCUCAACAAAAACCUGGGCUUCUCCGCCGGGGACCGAGAAGAAAACAUUCGCCGGAUCGCGGAGGUGGCCAAGCUCUUUGCUGACGCCGGCCUGGUUUGCAUCACCAGCUUCAUCUCUCCAUUUGCAAAGGACCGAGAAAACGCCCGGAAGAUCCACGAGAUGGCGGGCCUCCCCUUCUUCGAAAUCUUCGUCGAUGCCCCUCUGAACAUCUGCGAGAGCAGAGACGUGAAGGGCCUCUACAAGAAAGCCAGGGCCGGAGAAAUCAAAGGGUUUACAGGAAUCGACUCUGAAUAUGAAAAGCCAGAAACCCCCGAAUUGAUUCUGAAAACCAACCUGUCUUCGGUGAGUGACUGCGUGCAGCAGGUGGUGGAGUUGCUGCAGGAGCAGAGCAUCGUGCCCCACACAGUGAUAAAAGGCAUCCACGAGCUUUUUGUUCCCGAAAACAAAGUCAACGCGGUCCGCGCCAAAGCUGAGAAGCUGCCUUCCUUGCCCAUCACCAAGCUGGAUCUGCAAUGGGUCCAAGUGCUGAGCGAAGGGUGGGCCACACCCCUCAAGGGCUUCAUGAGGGAGAAGGAGUUUCUGCAAGUGAUGCACUUCGACACUUUGCUGGAUGGCAUGGCCCUUCCUGAUGGUGUCAUCAACUUGAGCAUCCCCAUCGCCCUCCCGCUCUCUGAGGAAGACAAGCAGCGGCUCCAGGGCUCCAGCGAGUUUGCCCUGGAGUACGAGGGACGGAAGGUGGCCAUCUUGAGAGACCCGGAAUUCUACGAGCACAGGAAGGAGGAGCGCUGUGCCCGUGUCUGGGGGGCUACCUGUGCCCAGCAUCCCCACAUCAAGAUGGUGAUGGAGAGCGGGUCAUGGCUGGUGGGUGGCGACCUCCAGGUCCUGGAGAGGAUCCGCUGGAAUGAUGGCCUGGACCAGUACCGCCUCACACCGCAGGAGCUCAAGCAGCGCUUUAAAGAGAUGAAUGCCGAUGCCGUGUUCGCGUUCCAGCUGCGCAAUCCAGUCCACAACGGCCACGCGUUACUGAUGCAGGACACGCGGCGCCGCCUGCUGGAGAGGGGCUACAAGCACCCGGUCCUCCUGCUGCAUCCGCUGGGCGGCUGGACCAAGGACGACGACGUGCCCCUGCCGUGGCGCAUGAAGCAGCACGCGGCCGUGCUCGAGGAGGGGGUGCUGGACCCCAAGUCCACCGUCGUGGCCAUCUUCCCGUCGCCGAUGCUCUAUGCCGGCCCCACGGAGGUCCAGUGGCACUGCCGCGCCCGAAUGAUCGCCGGGGCCAAUUUCUACAUCGUGGGCCGAGACCCCGCCGGGAUGCCCCACCCCGAGACCAAGAAAGACCUGUAUGAGCCCACGCACGGGGGGAAGGUCCUGAGCAUGGCCCCCGGCCUCACGUCUGUGGAGAUCAUCCCUUUCCGCGUGGCUGCCUACAACAAGGCCCAGAAAGCCAUGACCUUCUACGACCCGGCAAGACACGACGAGUUUGACUUCAUCUCGGGAACCCGGAUGAGGAAGCUGGCCAGGGAGGGAGAGAAUCCGCCCGACGGCUUCAUGGCCCCCAAAGCCUGGAACGUGCUCACGGACUAUUACCGGUCCCUGGAGAAGAGCAACUAGAGCCCGCGCGGCCGCUCCGGCCCCCACGUGCUCUUCUCUUCCCUGCCCGCUUCUGUGAUUAGCAUCUUAGGAAUCCCGCCGCUCCCUGGGGUCAGGGGACCCUUUGCUGACUAGUGCCUAAAUCGCAUCCCUCCGCUGUGAUUGCCUUGGGGUCCAGAGCCGGAGAAGGCUAAGCCCCUCCCCGGAACCCGCCCAGACGAGUAGUGCGCACGCGCGCCGGCCGAGCUCCCGGACCGAGGACUGGCGGAACGAUUAUUCCCCGAGAGAAGCAGCUCACAGCCCAGCUCCCGGGGGGGUGGGGGAGAGAGACAGAGAGGGAGACAAGAGAGGCCCCUCGUUGGCUCCGAAGCCCCCAAACUGCCAGGAUCUGCGUCGCGUUGUGCUUUUGUCUGGCUCCUUAGCUACUCCCCGGGUCGGUCUGCCACACGGGCACGAGCUGGAGCGCUCCGAGGCGGUCCGUCUCCGCCCCGUGCUUUCCACAGUGGGAGGGCACAUAAUUCGCACGGCUUUCUGGGAAGUCUGGGCUUGUGCGGCUGCAGCUGCAACGGGCUGAGGAGGGGCCGGGGACUGCCCGCUCUGGGGUUUCCCAGCUGUGUGGCCGUGGGCUAAGCGUUUACCUUCCGGGUCUCAUCUUUUCUCUGCAAAACGAGAGCCGGACUCGCCUCCACGGUCCCGGCAGGCCCCGGGACGCGGCGAUUCGGUCCGGAGCAAGACUAUCCCGCCCGGUGGGUGGCGAGGGGCGUGUCCAGGCCCGCCCGCCGACCCAGGGGAAACACCGGCCGGAGGCGCACCUCCCAGGGUCCAGCCCUACAGUUUCUCCCACCCUGCGCAGGCGAGGCCGCGGCCGGCCUUCUCCCGCCGCAGUCGCCCACCAGCCAGGCAGCAGCCCCGGAGGAGCAGGGCAUCCCUGGGCUCUGGGAGCCUCCCUGCCAGCUCCUCGCCCAGAGAACCGGGUCUAUCCGUGGCGGCGGCAGCCCGUUUGGCCAGACUCGAUCUUUGGCCCCCUUUUGUCUGAUGCAGGUUCCCCCCGCGAUGGGCCUCCUUGGCCGGAGCUCCGGCUCCCAGCAGCCUCCUGCCCGCUUGCCUGUUCUGUAGCCUAUUUAUUAAAAGGGAGAUGGGGGGGGGGGGCGCGAGAGCCUCGGCCUCCCCGGCUGUCACGAUCUCCGCCGCCCCGCAGCAGCCCUCGGUGCAAAUGAUUGCUUGUUCCUAGUUUAAUAAAGAUCUUGCAAUGGA
Molecule: messenger RNA, 3501 nt
Organism: Monodelphis domestica (gray short-tailed opossum)
Lineage: Eukaryota; Metazoa; Chordata; Mammalia; Didelphimorphia; Didelphidae
Source: RefSeq, a predicted model, not a curated record